Molecule: messenger RNA, 336 nt
Organism: Protopolystoma xenopodis
Lineage: Eukaryota; Metazoa; Platyhelminthes; Monogenea; Polystomatidea; Polystomatidae
Source: the annotation of a GenBank genome assembly
AUGUUGAUAUUUGGAGCGCUACCAACCUUGUACAUGGAACUGCUGCUCGGACAACGCAUGGGCAAAGGUGCAAUCGGAAUCUGGGAUAUGUGCCCUAUCUUCAGAGGCAUCGGUCUGGCCCAGGUUACUAUGGCCUUCCUGGUUGCCCUCUUCUAUAAUACCAUCAUAGCUUGGUCGUUCUACUUCUUCUUCGCCUCAAUUACAACUCGGUUGCCGUGGCUACACUGCAAUCCGUUUGCUGGCAGCUCGCCUGAAUGUCGAGACUCUGCCGGUAUCGCCCUCGAUCGAACGGACGCGUCCAACGUCAGUUUGUCGUCAACGGAGUACUUCGAGUAA